AUGGCCACUGCUAUUUUACCAAGUGAUGACUUUCAUACAAAUACCGACGAUCAGCAUCUUGAAAUUUUCUGUCUUAUCUGGCUCGAUGAUAAUAUCAACGCCAAAGAUAAUCGAGAUACAGAACAAAAAUUACGUGCUAUUAUUAAUCGUCUGAAGAAGUUUCAAAAUGUAGAACAAUGUCAAAAAUAUAUUGAACAACGAUCACAAAAAGAUCGACUAAUAAUGAUUGUUAGUGGUCGAUUGGGACAAAAAAUACUCCCUUCUAUUCACAAAGUUCGACAAAUUAUAUCAAUCUAUGUGUAUUGCAUGGAUAAGGAAAGAAACAAACAAUGGACUAGCAAAUUUGCAAAAGUAAAAGCUGUUAUUGUUGAACUUGAUGAACUCGUCGCUCGAAUUAAAGCUGAUCAUAAAAUCCAGAAAAUUGUAGAACAACCAUUGUCAAUUAAUAUUUUCACUACAGGUUCCGGUGCAGGUAAAUCAACAGGUGGUGUAAAUGGUAAAUUCGUUUUUUCACAAGUUCUUAUUGAUUGUCUUUUACGACUUAAAUCCACUCAAGCAGAUACCAAAGAACUUAUUAAACUUUGUAAAAAUACACAUGAAGGUAAUAAUUUUGAGUUGAGCAAUCUUCGUGAAUUUCAAAAGGAUUAUUCACCUGACAAAGUCUUACGGUGGUACACACGAGAUUCAUUCUUUUACAAGACUCUUAAUGCAGUUUUACGUACUGAAAAUAUUCAUAUGAUUUUUUUAUUUCGUGGAUUUAUCUCUGAUAUUCAAAGUCAAUUGACAGAACAUCAAGCUAAAAAUCCUCUACGAGUUUAUCGAGGACAAAUGAUAUCAGUAGAUGAAUUGAAAACUUUAAAACAAUGCCGUGGUCAGUUUAUUUCAGUCAAUUCAUUUUUUUCUACUAGCACUGAUGACGAGCAAGCUCUUUCAUUUCUCAAUGCUACUGAUAAUACAGACAAUUUACAACCAGUAUUAUUUGAAAUUGUUGCUGAUCCUAAGGUGGCAAUUACAAAACCAUUUGCCGAUAUCAGUGCAUACAGUGAAUAUCCUGGCGAAUCAGAAAUACUCUUUAUGCUUGGCUCUAUUUUUCGUUUGAACAACAUCGAUUACAGCAAUGAUAAUCAAGUAUGGGUCAUUCGAAUGACUUUGUGUAGUGAGAAAGAGCAUGAUUUAAAAAAUGUUCUCAUGUAUAUGAAACAACAACUUGGAAAUGGUGAAACAAAUCUUCGAACAUUAGGAAAAGUAUUAUCGGAGAUGGGAAAAUUUGAUUUAGCUGAACAAUAUUUUACACGUUUAUUAAAAGAACUUCCACCAAAUGAUCCUUUACUUGGUGAUUUGUACGAAGAUCUCGGCAAAAUUGCAUCACAUACUGGUGACUAUGACAAAAGCGUUCAAUGGCAUAAAAAAUCACUGGCACUCAAAAAUCCUAAGGCAUUAACUGGCAUAUUGAAUGAUGAUGAACGUAGCUAUUCUAUUGGAAAGUUUGACGAUGUCGCCGAUGAUGAUCCAUUAAAAUUAGUCAAGAAUGAAAUAAUACGCGUUCUUGACUUGGAAGAACAUAAAACAAAAGAUGAAAUUAUAAAUGAUUUAUUAGAAAAUGGUCGACAAUCAUUGUCUAAAUAUAAACAAGAGUUUGCUCCAAAAGUCUAUAAAGCAGCAAUGCAUGAAAACGAUGGUCCAUUGAUGAAAUCUCUUAAAAAAUACUUUGAACAACUAUGGAAAAUAGAAUAUGAUUCUUCAAAUCAAUGGUUUAUUUUAUUCUUAAAGGAAUAUAAAGAUACCGUCCAUUAUGAUUCCGUUCUGAAACGUACAGCUGAAUAUGGAAAUAAAUACUCAAAAGAUUGCCCAAUCUUAUCAAUUGUUUUACAACUUGUAUUUGAAAGUAUUGAUGAUAAAUUUUUCGACGAAAAAAAUGCAUUUAAUGAUUUAUGGUGUGCUAUAACCAGUAAUGGUUUAAAAUCUAUAGAAGAUUUUACUAAUAAGAAGAAACGACUGGUCUUAUUGCAAGCACUAUGUGAAUAUCACCGUCCAAAAUUAUUUGAAUUAUUGGAAAAAAUUCAACCCAAAGUAGAAGCUCCAAUAUCAAAAAACAAUCGGUCAUGUGUAUGUAGUCAAGAUACGCAGAUUUUAUGGAAGUUCAAUGGCAUCAGAAGAAUACGAGUCACAUGGUUUUUCAAUGGUCAACCACUUCCAAUCAAUAAUCGCUUGCAAGUAAUAGAGACUGAUGAUGGAGCUGCGAUACUAAAAAUUUAUCAAGCUGAAUUUGGCAAUCAAGGUGUCUAUACCGCUAGAGCAACUAAUGCUUUUGGUGAAGCUGAAGCUCAAACAACAUUAACUGGUAUGUGA
Messenger RNA from Rotaria sordida, 2349 nucleotides. The record is from the annotation of a GenBank genome assembly. NCBI's taxonomy places the organism in Eukaryota, Metazoa, Rotifera, Eurotatoria, Philodinida, Philodinidae.